GGCGCGCACGCCGUGUGAGAAUGUGUCUCGUCUCGGCGGCGGAGGAGUCACGUGACGGUGUCUGCUGGCUUUGUGAAGCACGUUAGCAGAUUUUCUAUUUUGUACAUACAUUGUUUUGUAUAUACUGUAUAUGAUGACUUCAUUGGGCAGCGAGCGGGCCCGGGGCACUCGGGAUAAGGUACAGACUCCAGCCACACAGACACAACCACAGAAACAAGUACAGGCCACAGCUGAACAGAUCCGCCUUGCUCAGAUGAUCUAUGACAAGAAUGAUGCAGACUUCGAAGACAAAGUCAAACAGCUGAUGGAGGUUACUGGAAAGAACCAGGAUGAGUGUAUAGUCGCACUACAUGACUGCAAUGAAGAUGUGACCAGAGCAAUCAACAUCCUCCUGGAAGGAAACUCUGACACGACUUCAUGGGAGACGGUGGGGAAAAAGAAGAGCCUGGGUAAAGAUGGAUCAGAAAACAAAGAGAACAGAGAGAAGAGAGGAGAGCGGGAGAUGAGCCGGGGGCGAGGAGGGUCCAAUAGGAGGGGGAGAGGGGCCAGUCGUGGCAGGGAGGUCAGAACAGAAGAGAACGGAGUGGAUCCGGGUCCUGCAGACAGGGUAUCGGACAGGGGACGCAGAGGACGCGGCAGGGGGUUUGGUGGCAGAGGCAGGGGAAGAGCUGCUGGAGGAAGCAGGUUCUCAGCACAAGGAAUGGGCAGAAGAGCUGCUAGUGUGUUUGAGAAGCGAAGACUAGACGUACAAGUGUGUGAUACUGGAACUCACUUUGACAAAGUGUUCUCUCUGUCUUUGUGCAGAACCUUUAACCCAGCAGACUACACAGACUCCUCAGCGUCUGGGGGAGGUGGGUCUAAGACAGAGGCCUGGGAGUCUGGUAAUGAUGGAGACGAUGGGACAGGGGCCUGGAGGACCACCAUGGAUGAUUGGGCAGCUGAGGACUGGAAUGAAGAUCUUUCUGAAACAAAAGUAUUCACUGCAUCUUCUGUUUUGCCCAAUGAAAACCACAUCACACCUGGACAAAGCAUUGAUCUGGUAGCGUUGCUUCAGAAGCCAGCUGCAGGGGGUGCAGUGGGGGAGCUGAACUCAUAUGACCCCUCCCAGCAGCAUCAGCAGCAGAGCCUGGGCAGUUCACUAGUGUUCACCAACUCCCAGAUACACUUGGGAACCAGCAACUCCACUGCUGCCAACCCCUACCCUCACCACAUGCUGUCCUCUGUACUGAGCUCAGGGUUUGGAGAGCUAGGGAGCUCCAAGCUGCCUUCCUGUGCGGGCUCUCAGAUCCUGGAGCAGCUCAAAUCCCCUGGCCUGGGACCGCUGCCCUCCCAGCAGAUAGGGGUCAGCGCUGUGGGGAGCAGCAGUGUCACCACCUCCUCUUGGGACAUCAAACCCCUUGGCUCUCAGACCACUGUCCUCUCGCAGUUCAUAGGCUUUAAGACACAGCCUGAGCCGUCCCCUGUGUUGAGCCAGCUGACCCAGCGGCAGCAGCAGCAGCAGCCAUCGCUGCCACUCUCCUCCCAAAGCAGCUCCUCCAUGCUGCCCCCACCCCCUGGUCUGGACACCUACCUCCCUCAGACGAAGCUGCGGGACCCCACGCCGCCAGACUCUGCUGCCGCCGCUGCUAUCGUCACCGCUGCCAAACUGCUGCACAUGCCUCCGGGCACAAUCGACACACAGGCAGCCAGCACUCAGCAGAAACAGCUGAAGGUGCAGAAACGCAGAAUACCUCCCACUUCUAAGAUUCCAUCUUCAGCAGUAGAAAUGCCUGCAUCUGCUGACGUAACAGGGUUGACUUUCCAGUUUGGAGCCUUGGAGUUCGGAUCAGAACCUUCUCUACAGGAAUUUGGUUCGACAGAGAGCAGCAGCGACACCCCGUCACAAACGCACAACAGUCUCUACUCAGAACCAGUGAGUGAUUCCUUGAGCAGCUCCUUGUCGAUGCCCAUCCCUGCUCCAGACUCCAGCUACUGUCCCCCUGUGGUCACGUCCUCCAGCCUCCCUGCCUUACCCCAGAGCUCAGCCCCUCCGGUGACGUCGCCUGGGCCCUCCUUCGAGCAGAACGCAGUGCACAGCAGGAUAGCCUUCCAGAGCAGCCUGGCACCAUCGCCCCAGGAAGAGCCCCCUGCCCAGACCACAGUCUCUAAUGGCUUCAAUGGAGUAAGAACACCAACAGGUCUAGACACUACAUCGACUGCCUCCACCCCGAAGCCCGAGUCUCCAUCACUUCCAUCGAGCAUAGGACCCCUGCCCAGCAGUGCCCCCGCAGCUUCAGCUCUCCUGCCCAGCUCGGUACCCCAGCACUCGACAGCACUGACCAGCAUGGCCCAGAACAGCGAGCUGUCCACAGCUCCACUGCAGCAGCUCACCAACUCGCUGUCUAACCACCAGAACAGCCACUCUCCAGCCUCUGUGCUGUCUUCAAGCUCAUCACACACAUACACCAGUGUAGACAGUGUAAGCUCCCUACAGCCUGCCAGCAACUUCUCUGCAGCCUCCACGUGUUCCUCCAGCAACGCCUCGGCCAUGGUCAACGCAGCCAACACCCUUCACAUGACUAGCAGCCUGGGGCUGAGCACCAACAGCGUCUCCAUUCCCUCUGCCACGCGCUCCGCACACCUGCUGUCCUCCAACGCAGGAAAAGCCCCACCAAACCUGUCACAGGGUGUUCCCCCGUUACUACACAAUCAGUACAUAGUGGGGCCAGGGGGACUGCUGCCAGCCUACCCGCAGAUCUAUGGCUAUGAAGACCUACAGAUGCUACAGUCCAGGUUACCCAUGGAUUACUAUGGAAUCCCAUUCCCAGGCCCCACAGCAACACUAGCAGGCAGAGACGGAAGCCUCGCCAGCAACCCGUACUCAGGUGAAGUGACAAAGUUUGGCCGAGGAGACUCCGCCUCCCCUGCUCCGACCACAAGCCUGGCCCAGCCCCUUCAGCAGCAGAGCCAGACUCAGCAGACCCACCACACCACGCAGCAGGCCUUCCUGAACCCGGCCUUGCCUCCAGGGUACAGCUACACAGGGCUGCCCUAUUACCCCGGGAUGCCAGGGGUCCCCAGCGCCUUCCAGUACGGGCCGACCAUGUUCGUACCCCCAGCCUCUGCCAAGCAGCACGGAGUGGGACUCGGCAACCCCUCCACUGCCUUCCAGCAGGCCAGUGGCUACGGACAGCACGGCUACGGCUCAGGUUAUGAUGAUUUAACCCAGGGGACAGGAGGUGGAGAAUACAGCAAAGGAGGCUACAGUGGCUCAUCUCAAGCACAAGCCAAAUCUGCUGGCUCUGGUCCUGGCAAAGGUGUUUCAGUGACUUCCAGUAACACAGGAGUUCCUGACAUCAGUGGAUCUGUCUACAAUAAGACACAGGCUUUUGACAAGCAGGGAUUCCAUGCUGGCACCCCUCCUCCGUUCAGCCUGCCUUCAGCACUGGGAGGGACCGGGCCCCUGAACCCGGGAGCAGCUCAAGGGUAUGCACCGGCCCCCUUCCUGCACAUCCUGCCUGCACACCAGCAGCCCCACUCCCAGAUGCUGCACCACCAUCUGCAGCAAGACGGGCAGGGCGGUUCUGGCCAGCGCAGCCAGCCCAACAGCAUGCAGCAGAAGUCACAGGCGAACAAGCCCAACUAUGGCAGCUCUCCAUACUGGGGAAACUGAGUCAGACCCCCAGGCCCUUUUAAUGAAACCUCUAGCAGCAGCAGCCACUGGAGGCAUGAAAUAUCAACAACAAUAACUGGCCAGCACAGCGUUUUAACACACGUGUGGGAGAAAAAGACAGUGUUUAAUGUGAUCUAUUGCCCAGCUUUCAUUUUUUAUUUGUUGCUGUUGUAUGUAAAAUAUUUAUGUAUGUAUUUAUAUAUGUAAUAGUGGAGCCUAAAUGUGGUUUCUGCAUUUGAAGGAUUUCUUUUCCAUUGUAGGGUUAUAAAGAAGAAAAAAACACACUGCAUAUUGAGAGUAUUUUUUUUAUCUUAAAAUCCUUGAACUGAGGAAUUUUAUUAUUAUUAUUAUUAUUAUUAUUACUACUACUAUUAAAAAGAAGCGAAACCUUUGGAAGAGUUUUGUAGCUUGGGUCUCCUCGUCCAUGGCUUCAGCUUGUGAAGAUCCCUUGUGUUUAAACUGGAGUCUUGUGUUCUUGAACAGUUUCAGGUGUGUCCCGCCUCUGUUUUGACACUGCCUGUGAGCAGAGUGUUUCCACAGGUAUGUAGGUACUGUGGAGUCAUAGAAUUACAUCUCUAAAUAUCUAUUAUUUUUUUUAUACGUGGUGUUAUAGCUGUUGGUUUUGAAUCAGAAUUGACUGUGUAAGGAUUUGUAACGUGUGUGUUUUUUUUUUGUUCUUGCUCAUGUCACCUGAAAUGUAGAACCAGUUUGAGCCGAGGAUGUCCUCUCCACUCCUUCUCCACUCCUCCUCCCCUCCCUUGUUAGUGUUCCUCAAUUCAGACUUCAUUUCUCCCCUGCCCUGCAACUGUAUUUUUGAAGUUUUCUUUUUUUUUUAAACCUGUCACCCACAGAAUAAAGUUCUGUGCAGUUCA
Molecule: messenger RNA, 4524 nt
Organism: Polyodon spathula (Mississippi paddlefish)
Lineage: Eukaryota; Metazoa; Chordata; Actinopteri; Acipenseriformes; Polyodontidae
Product: ubiquitin-associated protein 2-like
Exons: 28
Coding region: 131-3652 (1173 amino acids)
Cellular component (GO): nucleus; cytoplasm
Molecular function (GO): protein binding
Source: RefSeq, a predicted model, not a curated record